CCUCGAUCUCCCCAUCUCACGAUCAUCGGACAAGAAUAACGUGUCAAUAUCGCCAUCAUGGCGUCUUUGGUCGACUACCUUCCACAGCAUGACGGCUACUUGCCCAAAUGGCUCCUCUUCAUCGCAGUUGUCUCCAUCGGCAACACGAUUCAAUGCUACCGCUCUCUCGCUGGUUCAAAGGAAGUCUACGCUGGCAAGCCCUACAAGACCGACAAAAAUGCAAGCCCAGUCAAUGAGCUCAGCGCCCGCACUUUUGGCACCUGGACUGCUCUUUCCAGCAUAGUUCGGCUCUACGCGGCCUACCACAUCGAUAAUCCUCAGGUGUACCAGUUGGCACUCUGCACCUAUGGAAUCGCCUUUGCGCACUUCUUCAGUGAAUGGCUGGUCUUUGGUUCGGCGAAAUGGGGAAGAGGCUUGGCGAGCCCGGUCUUUGUCAGUACUAUCACUACGGUGUGGAUGCUGACGCAGUGGGGCAACUACGUGAAGUAGAUCUGGUAUACUUUUGGCCAUGUUCAGGCUGUGGAAAGUUCUCAAGGACAUCUGCCGCAUGCCGCUUGAUUAAGCAUCCAGACACAAUCCCGCUCUUCUUUCCCGACCCAUCGAGCAAUAAAGAUGCCUCCCGAGCGCCGCCUUACUACAGGCUUCGAGCGCCGCUCGAGUAGCUGCGAUUGUUUGUCAUGCUCCACCAGUCCAGUUGCAUCUAUCACCACCCGAGGCCUUCCAAAGGGGUCUUCAAGAGGUAUCAGAAGCUAAUGUGUUUGCUCUGAAACUUUUUAACACUGAAGUUGGCCCCAAGCCAUCGAUCCGUGAAAUCUGUAGCAAAAUGAGAUCCACUUUCAGGCUCGAUGCAGUUAGCCAGAGCCUUCCGAUCAGCGAGCAGCAAACACUAUAGCACACAUAAAAUUCGCACUUUUCAAAUAUAUCUCCCAGCA
Cercospora beticola is the source of this 932-nucleotide messenger RNA. It is a transcript of the gene ERG28, whose product is annotated as Erg28p. Gene Ontology annotation, molecular function: protein-macromolecule adaptor activity. The record is from RefSeq and is a predicted model, not a curated record. Lineage: Eukaryota; Fungi; Ascomycota; Dothideomycetes; Mycosphaerellales; Mycosphaerellaceae. Gene Ontology annotation, cellular component: endoplasmic reticulum; membrane.